AAGCCUAGACGUCUCGGGCUCUCGGCGCUUUGCUCAGAGAUUCCCUCUUCGGCGCCACCACCCUUUUCUUUCUCCUCCUCCGUCCCUCCCUCCGUCCCUCCCUUCCCUACAAAAGCCGCGAGAAGCGGCGGAGACGAGGAGAAGGACCACCCUUUUGCGCCCGGGCCCCUCCCGUUCAGCGCAUUCGCGUCCCCCACCCGCUCGAGGAGGAGCCAUGGGCGUCGAGGAGGCGGGGCGCGCCGGCGGCCGCGGCAAGAAGCUGGCGCUGGCGAGCAUCGGCUUCGCAGACGUCCGCGUGGGCGCCGCCGGGGGUGCGGGCUACAGGGAAGACCUGCUCGAGGUGGGUCUGCCCCUGCCCGGGCCCAAGAACGACGGGGACCUGGCCGUCAGGCUGCCGGACGUAGGCGCCGCCGUCAGGAAUUUUCUGAGGAAUAGAGAAGUUGCAGAAUUCGUCAGUGGAGCAAUGGCCGGUGCAAUGACCAAGGCUGUUCUAGCUCCUCUAGAAACUAUCAGGACAAGAAUGGUUGUUGGGGUAGGAUCAAAACAUAUUUUUGGUAGUUUUGUGGAGAUCAUUGAACAAAAUGGCUGGCAAGGACUCUGGGCAGGUAAUACUAUAAAUAUGCUCCGGAUUAUCCCAACUCAAGCAAUUGAGCUUGGGACAUUUGAGUGUGUCAAAAGGAGUAUGGCAUCUGCACAGGAGAAAUGGAAAGAAGAAGGGUGCCCAAAGAUACAACUUGGCAAUUUGAAAAUCGAGCUGCCAUUUCACUUAUUAUCACCUAUUGCCAUCGGAGGUGCAGCUGCUGGAAUAGCUAGCACUUUAGCAUGCCAUCCUCUUGAGGUUCUUAAGGACCGUAUGACUGUCAAUCGUGAGGCUUAUCCUAGUAUUGCCAUUGCCCUCAACAAGAUCUACCGCACUGAUGGCAUUGGUGGUCUUUAUGCUGGCCUCUGCCCAACAUUAGUUGGCAUGCUUCCUUAUAGUACAUGUUACUAUUUCAUGUAUGAGACAAUCAAGACUUCUUACUGCCGCACACAGAAAAAGAAAUCUUUAAGCCGCCCUGAGCUACUUGUUAUUGGGGCUCUUUCAGGCCUAACUGCAAGCACAAUCAGCUUCCCUCUGGAAGUAGCAAGAAAGCGGCUUAUGGUGGGAGCCAUACAAGGGAAGUGCCCACCCCACAUGAUUGCGGCAUUAGCCGAGGUUGUUCAAGAGGAGGGCCUCAAGGGGCUUUUCCGAGGAUGGGCAGCAAGCUCCCUGAAGGUCAUGCCGACGUCCGGCGUCACCUGGAUGUUUUAUGAGGCAUGGAAGGAUAUCCUUUUGGCUCCACGGCUCCAUGUCUAGCAAGAGCACGCAACUCAACAACGGCAUUAGCGCUGCUACAGAAUAAAUUUGUUCUACCGUGUGGCCUUGUGGGAUUCCAAUCUUUUUUCUCUUUUCAAAUCCCACAUGUGCCAAUGAUGUAGCAAAAGAAGGCCAUCUUGUGCGGUUUGGCCGAUGAUUAGAAGCAUCAGCUGUUUGUCCUCUGCUAACCUGGAUUGUCUAAUUAGUAGCAACUGUUAACAGACAGUCUCUGGGCUGGGAAUGCAUUGGCCCCAAUCAUUGUUAUUGUGAAACUCUCACUAAUGAAUAAAUAAGUUACCUCUUAUGAGA
Molecule: messenger RNA, 1645 nt
Organism: Panicum hallii
Lineage: Eukaryota; Viridiplantae; Streptophyta; Magnoliopsida; Poales; Poaceae
Product: probable mitochondrial adenine nucleotide transporter BTL1
Exons: 5
Coding region: 215-1336 (373 amino acids)
Biological process (GO): transmembrane transport
Source: RefSeq, a predicted model, not a curated record